Molecule: messenger RNA, 693 nt
Organism: Coniophora puteana RWD-64-598 SS2
Lineage: Eukaryota; Fungi; Basidiomycota; Agaricomycetes; Boletales; Coniophoraceae
Exons: 3
Coding region: 1-693 (230 amino acids)
Source: RefSeq, a predicted model, not a curated record
AUGGAACUCAGCUCACCUAUCAACGCCAUCAUUUAUCCCGAUAUCUCUGUCAACGGCACCGGGAGUGUCACCAUCUGUCCUUUUGAGAUCUCCGUGGCGGUGAUAGGCGACAUUCCCCCUCACCUUGUUCAACAGAAAGUUCCCGUGUCCAUUUCAGUCUCCGUUUCUCGAGAGCUCCAGCCAUUUACAAACCUGUUCGUGCGGGCUCGCCCAGUCGGGGAUGAAGAGGGGGAAGAGCAUAGUCCGUCCAUGUCACCGCGGUCUCUCCCCCGACCAGAGCUUGACUCACCAGUCGACGCCUACAACCACAGCUCAUACUACGAUCAAGACAUCCCAUUUGUACCUCUCCCCUCAGCAUUUGACCGCUACAACCCAGCCCACUGGGCUCGACUCUCCGAAAACAUCAGUGACUACGUCGUUUCCCUCCAACCUGACAGCGGUAUGAGGUCCUGGGGCACCAACAUGUAUUGGGUUUCGUGGGUUGGGGCGAACGUCAACUUCCCGUUCGGAGAAUGGUCAAAGUGGGAUGGCGAGAUUCCGCUCGAGGGUUCCUUCAUUGAGUCAUGGCUCGCAGACGCAUAUGCUCGUGGGUCGAGUCCUGUCGCAGAGGAUGCGCUUGACGUUAUUUGGUCUGAAUUUUUGAGGUAUACUUCGCUCUUUGCCAAUGGCCCGAUCAUUUCUACGCUUUUCUGA